GUAGAGGCACUUCCUUCUUCCUAACUCACAGGUCUCACACAAACCAGUCAUUUCAACUCAGAGCGCCUGACACUCGUAGCAAUGGGCAGCCUGACCCUUGUCAGAGCUCGUUCCCGCUGACUUUCCUGCUCGUUUGUGGCAAUUCACUUCGGCGGUUAAUGUCACCAGGUUCAGUGAGAAAAAACAAUCAACUUAAGGGCGUAAAAGUGAUCGGAGCGCGACUCUUUUAGCCACAAUGGCUGCGACGUAGCGCAACUUCUGCUAGAUCUACAGUGGAUGAUCGACAGCUCUCUGCGGUGCCGCAAACUUUUACAGACUUCAAGGAGACGCCAAGAGGACGCACACCAUGAAGAAGCAGUUUAAUCGCAUGAGGCAACUCGCCAACCAGACUGUUGGAAGGGCUGAGAAAACUGAAGUCCUGAGUGAUGACCUCCUUCAGAUUGAGAGGAGGAUGGAGCUGGUACGCAUGGCGUCGCACAACACGCACAAGAGGCUGGUUUCCUGUCUGCAGGGUCAGCCGGGCACAGACACGGAGAAGAGACAUAAAAAGCUGCCGUUGACAUCACUGUCCCAGGCCAUGCAGGAGGGAGGCAGCCAGCUGGGUGACGAAAGUCUGAUCGGGAAGAUGAUGGAUGUAUGUGGGGAGACAGAAAGCCGGUUAGCCACUGAACUGAUGCAACAUGAAUUUCAGAUUCAGAAAGAAAUUCUGGAUCCUAUCAACCAGCUGGCAGAGGUGGAGAUCCCCAAUAUCCUUAAACAGAGGAAGCAACUUGCUAAGCUGGUUCUUGACUAUGACUCUGCAAAGACGAGGUGGUAUCAGGCAACAAAGUCCAACAACCAGGCCAUGGCAGCUAAGGUUGAUUUACUCAAAGAUGAGAUGGAUGAAGCUCUUAAUAAAGUAGAGAUUUGCAAGGACCAGCUCUCGGCAGACAUGUACAACUUUGCUUCAAAAGAGGGCGAAUAUGCACGUUACUAUGUCAUGUUAUUAGAGACCCAGGCAGAUUACCACAGGAGGUCUCUGGCAGCUCUGGAGGCAGCUAUACCAAACAUCCAAAUACAGCAAGACUCCUGGAUGGAGAAGCCAGCAUUUGGAACGCUGCUGGAGGAGCACCUGAAGAGGAGCAACCGUGAGAUUGCUCUGCCUAUAGAGGCCUGCGUCAUGAUGCUCCUGGAGACCGGCAUGAAGGAGGAGGGGCUCUUCCGGAUAGCUGCUGGUGCUUCAAAACUGAAGAAGCUGAAGGCGGCACUGGACUGCUCCACCUCUCAGCUGGAGGAGUUCUACUCUGAUCCCCACGCUGUUGCUGGAGCCCUGAAGUCCUACCUCAGAGAGCUUCCUGAACCUCUAAUGACUUUUAGCUUGUACGAUGAGUGGAUACAGGCCUCCAAUGUGUCUGACCCUGACAAGAGGCUUCAGGCCUUGUGGGUGACAUGUGACCAUUUGCCAAAGACUCACAAAGCUAACUUCAGGUAUCUGGUGAAGUUCCUGGCUAGGCUGGCUCAGGACAGUGAAGUCAAUAAAAUGACUCCUAGUAACAUUGCCAUAGUCUUGGGGCCCAACUUGCUCUGGGCAAAGACCGAAGGGACAUUGGCAGAGAUGGCAGCAGCUACAUCAGUCCAUAAUGUGGCCAUCAUUGAGCCCAUUAUCCAGCACGCUGAUUGGUUCUUCCCUGAUGAGGUGGACUUCAAUGUUUCAGGCAUGUUCUCCAUGCCCUCUCAUCCGGCAACCCCAGACCCUGAACCCAGCUUGGACAGGAAACGGCCCGGCAGUCUGGGGCAGGACGGAGACAGUCACGCCCCCCGUAAAGACAGCACUGUUAACAAACAGCCGGAGCCCAUUCCACGCAGAGUCAGCGUUCUAAAUAGAAAGCUGUCACAACUAACGUCACCCACCUUCCAAACCUCUCUGUCCUCUCUGGAAGCUGGGGCCCCCACCCAGUUUCAGCCACAGCCCCAGGUUUUGUCCCUGGCUGCAGAGGCGGAGCAGCCUGGCCUGAGUGGUGCUGGUAUUGGUGGUGGUGCUCUGGGGGGUGGGGUCCAGGUAGCCACAAAGCAGCCUCAGGCUGUAACCCAGCUCAGCGCAGAGGAAAACAGCCCAGCCCGCGAGCUCAUGUCCACCCCUCCUCCACAAAGGAAUGGUGCAGUCUAUCUUUCACCAGGAACCCCACACUCUCAGGGUGGGUCAAGAGGACCAAGUCCGCUUAUGGUCCGCAGAGGCACCAAAAAGCAGGCGCCAGCUCCACCCAAACAGGCCAGUCCCUUCGCCUCUCAGUCCAGUAACAUCCAAACACCUAGCUCUCCCCAUAACCCACCCAUCAUACCUCGUCGCCACUCCAGCAAAGACAGCAUCCAUGCCCCGAACCAUCCGCCACCACAACCUCCUCAGCCUCACCAUGCUCACGGGGAGCCAGAGGCUUCUCCUCCCAGGACGCCCACCCCUCCAGACACUCCACCUCAUAAUGGAUCACACUCCAACCCACUUUCCUCGUACCACUCUGGAUCUCUGCCUCGUCCCCCCAAGCCAACUCCGAAGCCACGAAUGCGACCUAGCAUGCCGCCACCCCCACAACCUGCAGCAAACACCGGUAAUGACAUCUGCAGCUCUGCCUCCAAGAUCAUAACAGAUGGAGGCCUGGCCCUAAAGGGGAUUGGAAAAGCUCUCAUCCCUGUAUUGAUUGAGGACCAAGAAGAUGAGGGCUCUGCUGGUCAAGAGCCCACAUCCAUCCCAGAUCCUUUCAUUGAGACAGAGAGCACCGUUCUGUGAACAAACACUUAGCUGGUCCAGAUUUAAAUGUUUAGCCUCAGAUAUUAAACAGGAAAUCCACAAGACAUUAGUUUGUUCCAGCUCUGCCUGGUUACUCUCCGGGUAAAGAAAAGAAAAAAAAAAAAAAAAAAAUAGACUGCCUUUUUAUCUGCUUAUACAGACUCAAACUAGGAGCCUCGUCUAAUGGUGGUUGCUUAAACCACAAAACCCUUGUCCAGCCAGCACUUUCCAUAUUCGUCUCUUCAUAACUCUUCAUACUCUCUUAAAGUGCUGUGUAUUUUCAAAACUGGUCUGCAGAGCCUUGAUAGACCCGAGGCAAAAAGGACCUUAACAUGUAAUGUCAGUAAUAUAGCAGAUGAACUCAGAGUGCAGAAAAUGGUUUUACAGGUUUUAACUGUCUCCUAAUUCUUUUAGUUUUUUUUGUACUACCAAUGCUAAAGAUUGUGAUAGGAAUUCUUUUGGAGACAGAGAUCUGACUGGUUUUAGCAACAUAUUUUACCACACAGACCCCCUUUUUUCCCCUCUACAUCACACUUGAGUGUAGAUUUGAGUUUUAUCCAGAUUUUUAUUAUUAUUAUGAAACUAAAUCUGAAUUUCAACGCUUCCGACUCUUUGCAGUUCAUGUUUUAACUGUUUAAAUGGGAUUUUCAGCAAGUAAGGGCUUGUUCCAAAAUACCAAGGAGGACCAAAGGAAUGACUGUGAGCCGAAGGACUUUCAGAUCAAAUUCAGAGCUGUUCAGCACAUCAUAUGGUGGCUAAAGACCAAAUAUUUUGGCAAGAGUGCAAUAUCUUGCGGUGGUGACCCAUCCACAGCAUGUACACUGUCAUUUAGAGGCAGUUUUAUUUAAUUAUAUCUAGUAAUCCAGUGGGGUGGAACUUUAAUUGACUUACUCUGAUCUACAGGUAGAAAACAGCAUUUUAUAUAUAAAGAUUUGAUUUUUUUUUUUUUAUUAAAAGGGAUUAUUUCUCCUAUUAAAUAGUUUACUUUUGUAACUGAUCACUCCAAUAUGAACUCCAAGCUAUGACCAAAUAAAUCAAGCUUUGCCUUUUUUCUUUUUUAUUCUCAGCUUUUCUAUGGUGGUUCUUCUGCACAUAAUGCAUGAUACAAUGCAUAAUUAUGCCUAAAAAUUAAAGAUAGCUCAACAGUGUUUCAUGGUAUUUUUCAUUUUGAGUUGUUUUGUCAGAAUGUAUUUUUCCAUAAAUCUGUUUAAGCUGUAUAAAAUGAUCACCUUCAAUCUGUCAA
This is a messenger RNA of Melanotaenia boesemani (Boeseman's rainbowfish), 4004 nucleotides long. It is a transcript of the gene arhgap17b, whose product is annotated as Rho GTPase activating protein 17b. Gene Ontology annotation, cellular component: intracellular anatomical structure; cytosol; cytoplasm. Gene Ontology annotation, biological process: regulation of Rac protein signal transduction; signal transduction; positive regulation of GTPase activity. The record is from RefSeq and is a predicted model, not a curated record. Bases 347 to 2761 code for a protein of 804 amino acids. Gene Ontology annotation, molecular function: GTPase activator activity; protein binding. Lineage: Eukaryota; Metazoa; Chordata; Actinopteri; Atheriniformes; Melanotaeniidae. The transcript has 20 exons.